AUUUUUUGAAUGACUACAUUCCGUCUUUGCUCGGUGUUGUUCUACGUAUGGUUCCAUGACAACAGGGGCCACGGGCUCCUCCUUUCUGCAAACAAGAUGGAGGCUCGUCACGGGAUCAUGAAAGCUUUCCCCAAAGUCAAAAGGGCCAAAGUGCUGCAGGGAAAGGACGCACCCCCACUAAAGAAGAAACCGGAUGAGUGCGAAGUGACAGGAAACACUUUCCGUGGAGUCACAGUGUACCUGCUGCCUGCUGGGAUUGGGAAUGCCAGGUGCCAGAUCUUUGAAAGUCAAAUCAAGCAGAACGGAGGACAGACCGAGAGCUCUCUGAGUCCCGCCGUCACUCAUGUUGUUGUUGACGAGGGCAUGGAUGGGGAGAGGGCCCUGCGCCUGCUGAAGGUGGACCAUCUGCCCUCUGCUGUCCAUCUGGUGAAAUGCAAAUGGCUGAGUUCCUGCAUCAGCGAAAAAAAGCUGGUGGACGUCGACAGCUACAGUCUUCUUUUACCUAAAAGGGUCUCGGACACAAAACUGGAGAAUCCAAAAGAAGCGUCGGCCUCUGUAACGGCUGCAUCUGGAGCCGCUGUGGAACCCGUGGCUGAAAACAAACAGGAGGACACUACAGAUACGACGUCUCCGGACCAGAAAGGGGAAGAAGACGGGGUCUCUCAGAGGGACCUCGAAGCUCUCAUCAGUGGCCAGCACCCCAAAGAGGAAGCCCCCAGCUCCAUCUCCAGCCCCAGCCCCGGUCCAGAGGCUGCUGCUCAGACUCCAGUCUCUGGGAAGUGGGUCUGCGCCCAGUCCUCCGAGUCCAAAUCCAACAACUUCAACCAGCACAUCACCGACAAGCUGGAGGUGCUGGCCAAGGCCUACACGCACCAGGGGGACCGGUGGAGGGCCCUGGGCUACUCCAAGGCCAUCAACGCCCUGAAGAGCUACCACAAGCCCGUCACCUCCUAUCAGGAAGCUUGUCAGAUCCAAGGGAUAGGAAAACGCAUGGCGGACAAAAUCGAUGAGAUCAUGGAGAGCGGCACCCUGCGGAAGCUGGACCACAUCGGGGAGGCCGUGCCGGUUUUGGAGCUGUUCACCAACAUUUGGGGCGCCGGAGCGAAGACGGCUCAGCUCUGGUACCAGCAGGGAUUUCGCACUUUGGAGGACAUCCGCACAAAAGCCCACCUGAGCAACACUCAGAAGAUCGGACUGAAGCACUACCAUGACUUUUUGGACCGAAUGCCCCGAGAAGAAGCGGCAGCUAUAGAGAAAGUGGUCAGAGAUGCUGCCCAGGCCGUGGACCCGGGCCUGGUGGCCAUGGCCUGUGGCUCCUACCGACGGGGAAAAGCUACAUGCGGAGAUGUGGAUGUGCUGAUAUCUCACCCGGACGGCAGCUCCCACAGGGGCGUUUUCAGCAAGGUGCUCGAGAUCCUCCACGACAGCGGCUUCCUGACGGACGACCUGGUGAGCCACGAGGAGAACGGCGAGCAGAAGAAGUACAUGGGCGUGUGCCGGCUGCCGGGGCCGGACCGACGCCACCGGCGGCUGGACGUCAUCGUGGUGCCGUACCAGGAGUUCGCCUGCUCGCUCAUGUACUUCACCGGGUCGGCGCACUUCAACCGCUCCAUGAGGGCCCUGGCAAAGACCAAAAACAUGAGCCUGUCCGAGCACUCGCUGAACAAAGACGUGGUCCGCCGGGGGAGCGUGAAGGUGCACGCCGGCUCCCCGCUCCCCACACCCACCGAGAGGGACGUUUUUAACCACCUAGGGAUACCGUACAGACAGCCACACGAGCGGGACUGGUGACGAUAUAAUCACCUCUAGUUUUAAAGAAAAGCAAUCAUGAUGUUGUACGAUGAAAGUUGAAUCCAUGUCGGAUUAAACCACAUUAAUUUAUUUUUAAAUGGCUCCACACAUGAUAUGAGAGCUGUCUUUGACUUGAACAUGAAAGGGUGAGGGAUACUCAAAGUAAAAAUAAAA
This is a messenger RNA of Menidia menidia (Atlantic silverside), 1965 nucleotides long. NCBI's taxonomy places the organism in Eukaryota, Metazoa, Chordata, Actinopteri, Atheriniformes, Atherinopsidae. The record is from the annotation of a GenBank genome assembly.